ACAGAACUUCACCUUCUGUGGCCUUUCCCUAAGCGGGGAGGAGCAAAGCUGGAAGAGGAGGGGCCAGCGCCCCAAGCCAGCUCUCCCAUCACCACAGCUUUGGUUCGCGAGGCAGCCAAUCAGAUAGCUGAGUUUGCCAUAGGGGUGGGACUUCCUCCGCAGCGUGCACGAGUAAGUGUGUGGAGGUCCCGCCCCGGAACUGCAGUUGCUUCUGCAGCUGAGGUACAGCGGCAGUUUCUGAGGUUCCUGACCGGCGACCAACGGAGCUGCCGUGGCGUCUCCACACGCAACCAUGAAGUUGAAGGACACAAAAUCAAGGCCAAAGGCAUCAAACUAUGGCAAAUUUCAGACAAAGGGAAUCAAAGUUGUGGGAAAAUGGAAGGAAGUGAAGAUUGACCCAAAUAUGUUUGCAGAUGGACAGAUGGAUGAUUUGGUAUGCUUUGAGGAAUUGACAGAUUACCAGUUGGUCUCUCCUGGCAAGAAUCCCUCCAGUCUCUUCUCAAAGGAGGCACCCAAGAGAAAGGCACAAGCUGUUUCAGAAGAAGAGGAGGAGGGAGAGUCUAGCUCACCAAAGAAAAAGAUCAAGUUGAAGAAAAGUAAAAAUGUAGCAACUGAAGGAACUAGUACCCAGAAAGAGGUUGAAGUCAAAGAUUCUGAGCUGGAGGCCCAGGGAGAUGGCAUGGUUUGUGAUGAUCCGGAGGCUGGAGAGAAGACAUCAGAAAACCUGGUCCAAACUGCUCCAAAAAAGAAGAAAAAUAAAGGGAAAAAAGGUUUGGAGCCUUCUCAGAGCACUGCUGUUAAGGUGCCCAAAAAAGUGAAGACAUGGAUUCCUGAAGUUCAUGAUCAGAAGGCAGAUGUGUCAGCUUGGAAGGACCUGUUUGUUCCCAGGCCGGUUCUCCGAGCACUCAGCUUUCUAGGCUUCUCUGCACCCACACCAAUCCAAGCCCUGACCUUGGCACCUGCCAUCCGUGACAGACUGGACAUCCUUGGGGCUGCUGAGACAGGAAGUGGGAAAACUCUUGCCUUUGCCAUCCCAGUGAUUCAUGCAGUAUUGCAGUGGCAGAAGAGGAAUGCUGCCCCUCCUCCAAGUAACACUGACGCAUCACCUGGAGAGACCAGAACUGAGGCCGGAGCUGAGACUGGAUCACCAGGCAAGGCUGAAGCUGAGUCUGGAGCAUUGCCUGAUGAUACUAUAAUUGAGAGUGAAGCACUGCCCAGUGAUACUGCAGCCGAGGCCAGAGCCAAGACUGGAGGCACUGGCUCAGACCAGGCAUUGCUCUUUGGUGACGAUGAUGCUGGUGAAGGGCCUUCUUCCCUGAUCAGGGAGAAGCCUGUUCCCAAACAGAAUGAGAAUGAGGAGGAAAAUCUUGAUAAAGAGCAGACUGGAAAUCUAAAACAAGAGUCGGAUGACAAAAGCGCCACCUGUAAGGCAUUUCCAAAGCGUCCUCUGCUUGGACUGGUUCUGACUCCCACUCGAGAGCUGGCUGUCCAGGUCAAACAGCACAUUGAUGCUGUGGCCAGGUUUACAGGAAUUAAAACUGCUAUUUUGGUUGGUGGAAUGUCCACGCAGAAACAGCAGAGGAUGCUGAGCCGUCGUCCUGAGAUUGUGGUUGCCACUCCAGGCCGGCUGUGGGAAUUAAUUAAAGAAAAGCAUUAUCAUUUGAGGAACCUUCGGCAGCUCAGGUGCCUGGUGGUGGAUGAGGCUGACCGGAUGGUUGAGAAAGGUCAUUUUGCUGAGCUCUCACAGUUGCUAGAGAUGCUCAAUGACUCCCAAUACAACCCAAAGAGACAAACGCUUGUUUUUUCUGCCACGCUCACCCUGGUACAUCAGGCUCCUGCUCGAAUCCUUCAUAAGAAGCACACCAAGAAAAUGGACAAAACAGCCAAACUUGACCUUCUUAUGCAGAAAAUUGGCAUGAGGGGCAAGCCCAAGGUCAUUGACCUCACAAGGAAUGAGGCCACGGUGGAGACGCUAACAGAGACCAAGAUCCAUUGUGAGACUGAUGAGAAAGACUUCUACUUGUACUACUUCCUGAUGCAGUAUCCAGGCCGCAGCUUAGUGUUUGCCAACAGCAUCUCCUGCAUCAAACGCCUCUCUGGGCUCCUCAAAGUCCUUGAUAUCAUGCCCUUGACCCUACAUGCCUGUAUGCACCAGAAGCAGAGGCUCAGAAACCUGGAGCAGUUUGCCCGUCUGGAAGACUGUGUUCUCUUGGCAACAGAUGUGGCAGCUCGGGGUCUGGAUAUUCCUAAAGUCCAGCAUGUCAUCCAUUACCAGGUCCCACGUACCUCGGAGAUUUAUGUCCACCGAAGUGGUCGAACUGCUCGAGCUGCCAGUGAAGGUCUCAGCCUGAUGCUCAUUGGGCCUGAGGAUGUGAUCAACUUUAAGAAGAUUUACAAAACCCUCAAGAAAGAUGAGGACAUCCCGCUAUUCCCCGUGCAGACAAAAUACAUGGACGUGGUCAAGGAGCGAAUCCGUUUAGCUCGACAGAUUGAGAAAUCUGAGUAUCGGAACUUCCAGGCUUGCCUGCACAACUCUUGGAUUGAGCAGGCAGCAGCUGCCCUGGAGAUUGAGCUGGAAGAAGACAUGUAUAAGGGAGGAAAAGCUGACCAGCAAGAAGAGCGUCGGAGACAAAAGCAGAUGAAGGUUCUGAAGAAGGAGCUGCGCCACCUGCUCUCCCAGCCGCUGUUUACGGAGAGCCAGAAAACCAAGUAUCCCACUCAGUCUGGCAAGCCGCCCCUGCUUGUGUCUGCCCCAAGUAAGAGCGAGUCUGCUUUAAGCUGUCUCUCCAAGCAGCAGAAGAAGAAGACAAAGAAGCCAAAGGAGCCGCAGCCGGAACAGCCACAGCCAAGUACAAGUGCAAAUUAACUGCCCUGGUCAAGUGUGUUAGUGACUGCACAUUGCUCUCUGUUCUCUGGCUAUUUGCAAAACCUCUCCCACCCUUGUGUUUCACUCCACCAUCAACCCCAGGUAAAAACGUCUCCCUCUCUUCUACUCACACCCAUAGCAGGAGAGACCUCAUGCAGAUUUGCAUUGUUUUGGAGUAAGAAUUCUAUGCAGCAGCUUAAUUUUUCUGUAUUGCAGUGUUUAUAGGCUUCUUGUGUGUUCAACUUGAUUUCAUAAAUUAAAAACAAUGGUCGGAG
Chlorocebus sabaeus (green monkey) is the source of this 3141-nucleotide messenger RNA. It is a transcript of the gene DDX24, whose product is annotated as DEAD-box helicase 24. The record is from RefSeq and is a predicted model, not a curated record. NCBI's taxonomy places the organism in Eukaryota, Metazoa, Chordata, Mammalia, Primates, Cercopithecidae. Gene Ontology annotation, molecular function: ATP binding; RNA helicase activity; nucleic acid binding.